Molecule: messenger RNA, 1230 nt
Organism: Adineta ricciae
Lineage: Eukaryota; Metazoa; Rotifera; Eurotatoria; Adinetida; Adinetidae
Source: the annotation of a GenBank genome assembly
AUGAAUAAUUUGCAAGGAAUAUUGGAACCAUCCACAGAUCUACCAGCAUUAAGAGAAAUGGUGGAUGAGUUGCAUGGAUUUGCACCUGAAGACAAAUGUACAAGUAAUACUAAUUCAUCGAAGGAUAGUAUCCAGGUAGACAAUGCAAUUUUGUAUGGAACAUCACCAGAGGCAAGAGAAAGUUGUAGAGGAACUGGAGAUAUAGAUUCACCGAGAACGUCAAAUGAAGGAGGAAUCGAAAACCUUCUUGAAUCUGUUAAUUCUACUGCUAAAUGUCUGUCAUGCGAAUUAAGUGAUCCAGCACCUCCCGAACUUUCACCAAGUCAAACACAACCUGCUGAACUAUCAAUAACUGUAAACACGUCUGAGCCACAAACUGUUACUGCACAGUCGACAGUUGCAUCACCAGCUGUGUCACAACCAGUCACAACGAAUCAACUGAGGAAACCACAUAUCAUGAUAAGUUACAAUCGAUCUUGUCAGAAAACAUGCGAAGAGAUUCGUAAGCAUCUUAGAGGUUUGAAAUAUAUUGUAUGGAUGGACGUUUACGACAUGCGUAAUAAUUUUAUCCAAGGAAUGGCUCAAGCAAUUGCAGAUUCCUAUAUAGUUUUGAUGUGUCUCAAUCACAAAUAUGAUCAGAGUUUUUGGUGUCAAAAAGAAGCAGAACGUAUCAGUAUAAAGCAAAUCAAAUUUAUUCCAUGUAUUAUGGAAGAUAAUUACAUUCCUUCGGAUUGGUUGAGUCUUCUGCUUGGUGGUAAUAUCAAAAUCGACUUUUCCGAUAGCAAUAAAUUUAAUGAAUCAUUCCAAAAUUUACGCCAACAAAUCACUUAUAUCGAAGAAGAAUUAGCCACUAGUCCACGACAAACCCCACCACCCACUCCAACGGUGCAAAUCGCUCCGAAUACGACUGUUCAAACAUUCGAUAACAUUCUUCGUAGUUUCAAAACAUGGGUUGAAGAUAACCGUGAUGCGUUGAAACGUUGUGAUCAAAACGAAUCAAUUCGUCUGAUCAAUGAACUUAUUCAAGGAUUAGAUAAUGGUCAAAACACUACCGAUAGUGAGAAUAAACGUGAGCUUCUUCGAAAAGUACUUUCAACAACAUCCCAAAAUCAAUCGAAUCUACUUUCACAACUAAUCAAUAGUAUAAAUAAUUCCUGUUGGCUUGCCAUCAGUGUUACACUUACUAUAAUGGCGCUAUGGGCUGCGAAAAUUAUUUUUGACAAGAAUUAA